This is a messenger RNA of Phycomyces blakesleeanus NRRL 1555(-), 1254 nucleotides long. RefSeq lists its product as hypothetical. NCBI's taxonomy places the organism in Eukaryota, Fungi, Mucoromycota, Mucoromycetes, Mucorales, Phycomycetaceae. Bases 1 to 1254 code for a protein of 417 amino acids. The record is from RefSeq and is a predicted model, not a curated record. Gene Ontology annotation, molecular function: zinc ion binding. The transcript is spliced from 3 exons.
AUGCGUGAGAAGUUACUAUCACAGAACUACUGUAUCUUUACUGGCAAUCUUUCUGCAUACAGCAACAAAGCACAGCAUUUUGCGUUUGGAUUUCAAUCACCAUCUCAAAUGAUGCUUAUGAGAAUUUCCCAGUCGUUUUGUCUUGAUGCAAUACACAACAUCUCUGCAUGCAACAUUGAAAUAUUAUACUCGUUUAUUACUCGCCAUUCUGAUACUGGAAAAGGGUCUCCUGUUGCAUACAUGAUUACAAACGAUCAUAGUCAUAAUUUAGACAGCAAAGUAAAGCUUGAUGCUUCAUACACAUCAGAACAACUUGGCAAAUACAAGUAUGAGCUCAAGGCCAAUCUGAAAAAUAUACUUAUUGAAUCAGAUGAGAAUGAAUUUUUGAGAAAAAUCCAGGAGUUUAGGCUUUGUAUACAAAGUCAGCAACAAUUCCUGGCUUAUUUCAAACGUAAAUGGAUUGGAACAGAAGAAUUGUUGAGAAGAUGGGGAAGGCCAUAUGUUGCAAAUGACCACCAAAGAUAUUUGACAAACAAUUACAUGGAAUCGUGGCACAACCAAUUGAAAACAAUAUACUUUGGCCAUACUUGCAUAAGACGAUUGGACUGUCUUGUCUUUAUUUUGACAAACGAUGUGGAGUUUUUUUACAAUGAAGAAGUGGAACGAAUCUACAUACAAAAUGGACAAAUGGAUGACAUGCUCCCUUUCAUAAUCAUUAAUCCUUUUAAUGAGAUUGGCAAUAGCAUGGAAGACUUUAAUGGCAAGUGGACAGUAAAGUCAUUUACAGAUGAAACACAAUGGUAUCAGGUUAAUGUACCAAACAAUUUGAUACAAAAUUGCACUUGUCUUAAUUUUGCUUCACGUCAAAUUCUCUGUAAACACGCACAUCUCCUAAAGAGAUUUAUUGGUCUAGACUUUGCGUAUACAGUUCAAAGGGAAAACAACCACCUCCAACUGCAAAGAUCGCUUGCAUCUGAGCAUGAAGUGGCAGUUGUUAAUGAGGAAGUUGAAAAUGAAACAAAUACAGUUGUUGUAAAUAGUAGAAACAAUUCUGUUUGGUUGCAAAGAAUCAUAGCCCAGAAUACAACACUUCAUUAUCAAAGAGAAGACUUAGAGCAGUUGAUAGAUGUUCCAGGAAUUGAUGAAGCCGAAUUACAAGUGAUUAGUGAUUUACUUGGGGAAGCAAUGAACUGUAUAGAUACUCUUAGAAAUGCAAACUCUUUCCACUUUAGAAAUCUUAAUACACAAAGAUAA